Molecule: messenger RNA, 753 nt
Organism: Quercus robur (English oak)
Lineage: Eukaryota; Viridiplantae; Streptophyta; Magnoliopsida; Fagales; Fagaceae
Exons: 3
Coding region: 223-753 (176 amino acids)
Molecular function (GO): zinc ion binding
Source: RefSeq, a predicted model, not a curated record
UUAGAAAAACACCAUUUUCCCCAAAUUAGAACAUUACACGGAUCAAACAACACGAACUCACUCUCUUUUCCCCACGAGCCCUACAAACGCGAAAAAUCCAUUCUGCAUCUGAGGUGUUGAUUUUUCUGAACGUGCUUUCGUGUGAGGGUGAGGUUCUGACUUUGGGUUGUCUGGAGUCGUUGAAUAUUCGAAAAUAGAUCAUCACCAGGGAGUUGAUAAUCGAUGUCUUCUUCGAGUGGAAAUUACUCAGGUUCAUGUGGGCAUUUGUGUACAUAUGAGACUUGUGUGCUGAGAACAAGUCUGACAGUGGAUAAUUUUGGGAGAAGGUUUCUGGGUUGUAGCCGAUAUAAGAUUGGUCCCAAGUGCCCUUUCUUUAGAUGGAUUGAUAAUCCCACUUGUGUGCGUGGGAAUGAAGCUGCCCAUUUGGUGCAACAAAAGCUGGAUUUACUGCGGAGUGAGCUGCAACUUGCAUGUGAAAGGGAAAGAGAAGCUACCCAGGCAGCAGCAGAAGCUACCCAAAUGGCAGAAAUUACUCAAGGCAGGGCAGCAAAAGCCAUUGAGAGGGAGAGAAAGUUUCGAGUUUCCUCUGUUCAAGCCAAGGAGAUAGCAGUGAGAGCUUUAAAGCAAGAGAGAAAGUGCAGAAUUGCACUAAUUCUGUCAUGGUUUUUUUUUGUUUUGGUUAUGUUGUUUUCAUGUUUUAGCUCAAGUGAAAAUGUUGAAAUGAUGAGAUUGAGUCUGCCUGAUGGGUUGUAA